UUCGUGCAUUUGACUUGAUUCGAUUAAUUUAAAUAUUAUUUUGUUAUCUCGGGUUUUUUAUUCGUAUCCUCUUUAUUAUUGCAAAAAUGAAACUCCUCUUAGCUGUGGUCGGUUUGGUGUUGAUCGGUAUCGCAACUGCCAAGGAUGUCGAAGUGAUUUCGAAUGAGGCCAUUGUGGAACAUGAUGGCAAAUAUCAUUACCACUACGAGUUGGGAGAUGGUUCGAAGGCAACACAAGAUGGCAUUUUGAAACACGUUGAUGACAGCCACGAGGGUGAAGCAAUCCAGGGAAGAUUUGCAUUCGUUUCCGAUGAUGGUGAGGAAUAUUCCAUUUCCUAUACCGCCGAUGAGAAUGGCUAUCGCCCCGUUGGCGCUCACUUACCCACACCACCACCAAUUCCAGAAUCAGUAUUGAAAACCUUAAAAUAUUUGGAAGAACAUCCCUAUAAUCCAGAAAAUGAUCAAAAGAAACAUCGUUAAAAACCGGAUCCCAAUAUGUAUUUUUUUAGUCAAUAACAAAAACAAAAAGAGGAAAUGUGAUCUAAAGCGUUAUACGAAAUAAAUAAAAAUAGUAUUGCUGUUAGGGUGAAAAUCAUACGCACAACCAUACAUACACACCAAUGCAUAGCAUAUAAAUCCCACACAUAUAUUUACAUACAUAACUAAGCACAUCUAUAGAAUUAUUCGACUGAUAAUAAACAAAGAAUGAAAAACAUUAUUAAAA
Musca domestica (house fly) is the source of this 723-nucleotide messenger RNA. RefSeq names its product endocuticle structural glycoprotein SgAbd-3. The coding region runs from base 87 to 479 and encodes 130 amino acids. The record is from RefSeq and is a predicted model, not a curated record. Gene Ontology annotation, molecular function: structural constituent of chitin-based larval cuticle. NCBI's taxonomy places the organism in Eukaryota, Metazoa, Arthropoda, Insecta, Diptera, Muscidae. The transcript is spliced from 2 exons. Gene Ontology annotation, cellular component: chitin-based extracellular matrix.